Molecule: messenger RNA, 789 nt
Organism: Striga hermonthica
Lineage: Eukaryota; Viridiplantae; Streptophyta; Magnoliopsida; Lamiales; Orobanchaceae
Source: the annotation of a GenBank genome assembly
AUGCGGUUCGGAGUUAAUUUCGCCUCUGCUGCUGCCGGCAUCCUCGACAUAACCGGAAAAAAUUUCGUCACGCUUAUCCCGUUUAACGACCAAAUCAAUAACUUUGAGAACACUCUCGACCAAAUCCUUGACGGGCUCGGUUCUAGCUCACCGGACGUGUCGGAGGCCUUGGCCCGAUCCAUUUUCUUGGUGGCCAUGGGCAGCAAUGACUAUCUCAACAACUACCUUAUGCCUAAUUAUGUGACCCGAAAUCAGUACAACCCGAAACAGUUUGCGGAUCUAUUGAUCGAGGAAUACGGCUGCCAGCUCACCAGGCUGUACAGGCUCGGAGCAAGAAAGUUCGUGAUAGCCGGUGUUGGCCCGUUGGGCUGUAUCCCGAGCAUUUUGGCCCAAGGUGGUGGGGACGGUAAUAUGUGCGUGGAGGAGGUGAAUCAGCUCGUCGUCCCGUUUAAUGAAAACACAAAGGCCAUGAUCAACAAUCUCACUAAUAGUCUCCCGGACGCCUUGUUUACGUUCAUCGACAUUCGUAAAAUGGUGGACAAUAUCCUUUCCAAUGCUAGAUCAUAUGGAUUUAGUGUGGUGAACAGAGGGUGCUGUGGGACAGGGAGGAACAGAGGGCAGAUAACUUGUCUCCCGUUCCAAACGCCGUGCCCGGACAGGAAAAAGUACGUUUUUUGGGACGCCUAUCACACGACAGAGGCCAUGAACAUCGUGCUUGCUCAGAAAGCUUUUAAUGGGAGCACUGAUUUCGUUUAUCCCGUGACCAUCGAGCAACUCGCAAACCUUUGA